Labeo rohita (rohu) is the source of this 4221-nucleotide messenger RNA. It is a transcript of the gene frmpd2, whose product is annotated as FERM and PDZ domain containing 2. Gene Ontology annotation, cellular component: cytoskeleton. The record is from RefSeq and is a predicted model, not a curated record. Gene Ontology annotation, molecular function: protein binding. NCBI's taxonomy places the organism in Eukaryota, Metazoa, Chordata, Actinopteri, Cypriniformes, Cyprinidae. The transcript is spliced from 30 exons. Bases 177 to 3527 code for a protein of 1116 amino acids.
CAUGUCAAUGGAGGAUAUUCCCGGAUGAUAACGGCGGAGCCGGUGAUAUUGAUAAUUAUAAAAGUAGUGUGUUUGUCAGUAUGUGAGUGAGAGGCACAGAGCAACAUGCUUGAGAGGAUUUAUACUGAUCUGAAGAUAUCCGGAGGACAACUCUGCGUAUAUCGAAUGUAGAAAGAAUGAGCACGUUUGUGACGCUGGCGGAGGUGCUGGAGUCACGGGGAGCGCCUCUGGAGGAGGACGAGGUCUGGGCUCUCCUCUUCGGUGCUGCAGAAGCCUUGAUAGACAUCUCCAGUAAAGAUCCUGGUAACAUGUGUUGUGUCAUCAGUCCCGGCUCCAUGCUCCUGUCUGGUGUCGGCAGUGUUGCUUUUAAGAGCUGCGGCCGAUCUGAGGACGUGGGUUCAUUCGCUUCUCCAGAAAUGUCACAGAGCAACACUUCCUCCAGAAGACAGGCCACGGAGAAGAUGGUGGUUUACUCACUAGGCAUGACGCUGUAUUGGGCAGUAGAUUAUCAACUUCCACAAAAUCAGGCCGUCCGGCUCAGCGACAGCCUGAACAUUCUUCUACUGAGCAUGUGUGAGGAUGUGGCUCACAAACGUGUGAACCUGCUGACAGUGCUGGAGGCGUGUGAACAACAGCAUAAGGCCGCCGUCCUGCCCCGACCACAGAAAACCAUCAGACAGAUGACAGAGGAUGUGCUGCAGGCUGAGAGAAACCCAAAUGAUUCUGCUCAUAUGAUAGACCGAAGCCAGAUGGUUAGAGAAAGACUUCGGGGUGCUUCCUGUCAGAACUCAGUUUGGCCAUUGAAAGGGAACAGCACACCGACAGCAGCAGACUUCAGCAGAAGUCACAGUUCACACCAGAGGAGCAGAAACAGCACGUGGCUUUGCCAAAGUCCAGUUCCCGACAGACGGCGUCACUUCACCUCCUCAAGGUCAAAUCAGCUGUUUGGCUCUUCAUUUAGCCUUAAUGAACGGAAAAUAAAGGAAACGGGCCCAGAGUUCAUCCGAAUGCUGGAGGAGCCUGCGCUGGUUUUAGAGCUGCCUAAUUCUAUUGUGUCAAACAAAUGGAGGUCGAGUUCAAACCAAAGGAACUUGACCGUGAUGAUGCCAAACGGACAGAACAUUCUGCUCAAGUGUGACGUCAAGUCUCGAGGAGGCGACGUCUUUGACAUGAUUAUCGCUUAUGCAAACCUCACUGAACACUUUUACUUUGGCCUUGCUUAUAGUGAUGAUAAUGAAUUUUUUUUUCUUGACAAUGACACAAAAAUGUCCAAAGUUGCCCCUGACGCCUGGAAAAAAGUGCCCACUGCCACAUUUGUGCUUCAUUUCCGCAUCAGAUAUUUUGUAAAUGACGUCUCUCUUCUUCUACACAAACUGACCCGUCAUCAGUAUUAUCUCCAGCUGAGACGGGACAUUCUGGAUGACCGCUUGUCCUGUAAUGAGGAGACGUGCUUGUUUCUUGGUGCCUUGGCUCUUCAAGCUGAGUUUGGGGACAGUAUGCCUGAGGUCUACGGGAAGAACUACUAUCAGCCUGAGCAUUACGUCUCCAAGAGUGUUUUGCAGAAAAUGGCAAUGCCUUGUCUGAAAGAAGAGUUGCUACGGUUACACGCCAACAAUGCAAACAUGACAGCAGAGGAGGCCGAGCUCGAGUUUCUCAAGAGCGUCCAGCAGCUUCCGGAGUACGGCGUGCUGUUUCACCGUGCCGGCCGUGAGAAGAAGCCCGUGUUCGGGGAGCUGCUGCUGGGAGUGUGUGCCAAAGGAGUCAUUGUGUAUGAAGUUAUUAAUAACUCCAGAACCGCAAGCCUUAGAUUCCACUGGAGAGAGACGAGCAAUAUCACCUCCGCUCGGCGUAAGUUUAUCAUUGAGAGCAGCACCAGCAAAAAGAAGCACAUCUUUCUGACCGAAAAAUCCAAAGUUGCCAAAUACCUGUGCGACCUCUGCUCCGCUCAGCACAAGUUUCACAGAGAGAUGAACUCACGUCAGCUCUCACGCAGCCUCGCUUCAGAGGAGAGUAUCGUGCAGUACGCAGCCGUGUGCAGGACUCAGAACAACGAGCUCGAUGCCGCCGCUGACGACUCCAUGAGCAGAUUCUGUGAGGACGUGGCAACCCGCAUCGAAGCAAAGAUCAGACAACACAGAGACUUACUAGAGCACACAGGAUCUCAAAGUCCAGCUCUUCAGAGAAGCUCCUGUAGCUCUCCAAAGCGUUAUUCUGACAUCCCUUCAAUGUCCUCACUGUUACGAGAUACUCCAACGAGUGCCCGACCUCCAGAGAGGGAGAUCAUCUGCGUUUCCCUCAAAAAGGAUCCCAAAGUUGGCCUCGGUAUUGUGAUUGUUGGAGAAGACACCACUGGAAAACUAGACCUCGGGAUCUUCAUCGCAUCCAUUGUACCCGGAGGCCCGGCUGAUCGAGACGGACGCAUCAAACCGGGUGGUCGACUGAUCUCUCUGAAUCAGCUGAGUCUGGAGGGCGUGUCCUUCAGCGAGGCCGCUGACAUCAUGCAGAGCAGCUCCAGUCAGGUGGAGCUCAUUGUCUCACAGCCAAAAGCUGUGUCUAAGCAUGGAGGCGCUGGUCAUCUGGCCGAGAGGAACUACGAGUCUCAGAGCACCAUACUGGCCGACAGUCGAGCAGGAGACGAGUAUCUGGACGAGCUGGUCAACGUUAUGAUGACCCCUAAAGGAACAAACCGCCUCCAUGUUCCCGAGGUUCGCAUUAUAAACGCUCAGGACGAUUAUUCCAGGUCAGCGUCUCUCAUCAGCCUGAGACCUGAAGAGUUUAAUGUGACGCUUCAGAAAUCUGCAGGGAGUCUGGGCAUCAGUAUUGCCGGUGGAGUGAAUACAGGUCUCCGUUAUGGAGGUAUUUACAUCAAGAGUCUGGUACCUGGUGGAGCGGCGGAACAAGACGGACGUAUCCAGACAGGAGACAGGCUGUUGGAAGUGGAUGGCACCAGACUGCAGGGAUUCACAGAUCAGCAGGCGGCUGAAUGUUUGGCAAGAACGGGAGAGGUGGUGAGUCUGGUGCUGGAGCGGGACGGAAGCUCUGUUCUGCAGCGAGACGCUGUAAACCCCGUGUUACGGGACAAACUCACCAUCCGCAUGCCCAGUCCUGCAGGGACACCGAUGAGGAACAGCUGCCCUGCCAUCACCAUGACCAGACCCUUCGGCCUUAAGCCCAGAGACUACAGCUUCGUGUCCGACGAUAACGUUCAGGAGGUGACUCUCAAGAAGAGACUGAACGGUCUGGGCUUCAGCUUUUUCAUCACAGAGCUGGACACGUCCCUCGACUCUGGCUCCAUCGUGCGAAUCAGAACGCUGUUCCCAGGUCAGCCGGCAGAGGAGAGCGGAAAGAUUCGGGAGGGAGACGUCAUUCUGUCUAUCAAUGGAGAGCCGCUGAAGGGCCUGUCCUAUCAGAAAGUGCUACAGUUAUUGAGGACUUCUCCUUCAGAAGUGCAGCUGCUUCUCUGCCGUCCUGCUCAAGGAACACUUCCACCUAUAUCAGAGAAAAUAGGCCAACUGACCUGCAGCUGAACCAUGAAAGAUGUCACAUGGGCAUUUAAUCAUCUCUUCUCCUGGGAAGGAAGGUCAUAGAAGAAUCCUGUUGGAUUAUGGGAGAGGAUGGAUCCUUCAGAGGGGUUAGAAAGUCAAAACGGAGCGGAGCUGGGGAGUCCGACUUUCCUUGAUGGACUUUCCUACUUUCCUAACUGUUUUCCAUAACAUUACCGCAAGGGUUUUGGGUCCUCUGAAAUACAUAAAGGAUGAGCAUUGAGACCUGAAGCGGACUGAGUGUUUGCAGUCUGUGGUGCCAUUCAUUGCCUGUAUUUACUUGACUGGACAAGAAGCCAAGCUUCACCGCCUCAACUAGUGACAAAUCUCAGUUCCUGCAGUUCCAGGAAGUGUCCACAAGGAGGCGUUACAGCAUCAUAAACAAUUCAUGUGAACAAAACGCUAGUCACAAAUUGUCACACAAUUUUUUUGUCUGUAAGAAUUUGAAGUCUGUUAUAUUAGCCUACCACAUAAUGAAUACUGUAUUUAAUUAAUUAAAUCUGAGCUGCAAAUGGUCCUGAUGGCAGCUCACUGUGACCCACCCGUUUACCUUAACUGCAAUUGUUAUAGUGCCUUGCCGUCAGAGACUGCAACUUCUACAAAUUUCAGAUAUGCCUGUUUCAACGAUUAACGUAUGUACUGUAUUUAUCACAGCUUCAGCCUGUUCCUCAAUUGUGCA